GCGGCGCAGAGUGACAGAAAAGCACCGAAACAUUGGCGAGCAUUGGAGGGGUAGAGGGGGUACACGCUCCGAAACAACAAGCACCUGACAAUAAACCCUCAGGCCUUGCCAGAAGAUGAAUGUCCUCAAAGAUAACAAAGACUUGGCCUGUUUUUACACAACCAAACACUCCUGGAGGGGGAAGUACAAGCGAGUUUUCUCAGUUGGGACACAUGGAAUCACCACAUACAAUCCAACAACGUUAGAAGUUACAAACCAGUGGCCUUAUGGAGAUAUCUGUGGCAUCUCACCUGUGGGGAAAGGCCAGGGCACGGAGUUUAACCUCACCUUCCGGAAAGGCAGCGGAAAGAAAUCCGAGACGCUCAAGUUUUCCACCGAACAUCGAACAGAGCUGCUGACGGAAGCACUGAGAUUCAGAACAGACUUUGCUGAGGGAAAAAUAACUGGAAGACGCUAUAACUGCUACAAGCAUCACUGGAGCGACACCCGCAAGACGGUGGGGUUAGAAGUCACGCCAGGGGGCAUCGAUCAGAUUGACCUUCAAACCAACAGGGUGAUCUGUUCCUAUGAUUAUCGUUGCGUUGAAGGAUUUGCCGAGGUUUCAGACUACCAGGGAGGCUUCUGCAUCAUUUAUGGAGGCUUCAGCAGACUGCACCUCUUUGCAUCAGAGCACCGUGAAGAAAUCAUCCGCAGUGCCAUCGAGCAUGCCGGGAACUUCAUCGGGAUCAUGCUGCGGCUUAGAAAGGAUCCUCUGAGCUUCGAGGGCUGUAUUGGUGACAGACUGGGCAAGUACAGCUCAGACGAGUGCAUCACCUCUCUGGCCGAGUUCGUGGUUCAGAAGAUCUCACCACGCCAUGCGGAGCCUGUAAAAAGGAUCCUGGCCCUAACCGAGACGUGCCUGGUGGAGAGAGACCCCGCCUCCUAUAACAUCGUCACUAUCAAACCAUUUGAAGAGAUGUUUGCUCUGAUCUGUGAUGCGGAAAACCCUCAGAUUUUUACUGUGGAGUUCAUCAGGGGACAAAUACGAAAGUACUGCUCAACAGAAAGAGAUUCUCUCAUGGCGAGUUUACUGGAUGGAGUGCGGGCGUCCGGUAACAGGGAUGUCUGUGCAAAGAUGGCCCCAACCCAAAGAGGGCAGCGCUGGGGGCUCCUAAGUAUGCCGGUAGAUGAGGAAGUCGAGAGCCUCCAUCUGAAAUUCCUUGCUGCUCCACCCAAUGGAAACUUUGGUGAUGCAGUGUUCAGGUUUAAUGCCAACAUAUCCUACAGUGGAGUUCUGCAUGCCGUCACACAAGAUGGUCUUUUCUCAGAGAACAAGGAGAAACUGAUCAACAAUGCUAUACUGGCACUGCUGUCCCAGGAUGCUGAGAUGGUCGGCCCCAAUGCUGAGCUAGAGGCUCAGUUUCAGGCCAUCAGACGCCUAGUUGCCUCCAAGGCUGGCUUUCUGGCCUUCACACAGCUCCCCAGGUUUAGGGAGAGAUUAGGUGUAAAGACUGUGAAAGCACUGAAGAGGAACAACAACGGUGUGACCCACGCUGCUAUAGACAUGCUCUGUGCGCUUAUGUGUCCUAUGCAUGAUGACUACGACUUGAGACAGGAGCAGCUGAACAAAGCAUCCCUCCUCUCCUCCAAAAAGUUUUUGGAAAGCCUUCUGGAGAAAUUCAUCAGUAAUGUGGACUACGGAACAGGUGCUUUGGUCAUCAGUGCGCUUUUGGACUUCCUAACCUUUGCCCUCUGCGCACCCUACAGCGAGACGAGCGAAAGCCAGCAGUUCGACAUGCUGCUGGAGAUGGUGGCUUCCAACGGACGUACCCUCUUCAAACUCUUCCAGCAUCCCUCCAUGGCCAUAGUGAAGGGAGCAGGGCUGGUUAUGAAGGCCAUUAUCGAGGAGGGAGAUAAGGAAAUCGCAACAAAGAUGCAAGAAUUGGCACUGAGUGAAGGGGCUUUACCCCGACACCUCCACACAUCCAUGUUCACAGUCAGCGCUGAUCAAAGAAUGCUUACUAACAGACAGCUGAGUCGGCACCUGGUGGGUUUAUGGACAGCGGAGAAUCCUGUUGCUUUGAACCUGCUCAAGAGGAUCCUGCCUACCGGUCUCCUUGCGUAUCUGGACAGCUCUGACGCCGUGCCUGAGAAAGACGUGGACAGGAUGCACAUCCGGGACAACCUCAAGAUCGCCUCUGAUCAGUUUGGGCGUAACAAGGUGCCCGAGUGGCAACGGAUAGCGGGCAAGGCUGCCAAGGAGGUCGAAAAAUUUGCCAAAGAGAAGACUGAUCUAGUGCUCAUGCACUGGAGAGAUAAGAUGGGAAUUGCACAGAAUGAGCAGGACAGGAAUAACCUGAACCCAAACCAAAAACCAGUUGUUCUGAGGAAGAGACGACAGCGGAUCAAGAUAGAGGCCAACUGGGAGCUCUUCUACUACAAAUUUCAGCUCGAUCAUGCACGCUCUAAUCUGAUCUGGAACCUGAAGACCCGUGAGGAACUUCGUGAAGCACUGGAGGGAGAAAUGCGCUCUUUCAACGUGGACCGAGAGCUCGGGAGCGCCAGCGUCAUUUCAUGGAACCAUCAAGAGUUUGAAGUAAAGUACGAGUGCCUUUCUGAUGAAAUCAAGAUCGGGGAUUAUUACCUACGUCUGCUGCUGGAGGAAGACGAGAAUGACGAAUCCGGAGCCAUCAAGAGAUCGUAUGAGUUCUUUAAUGAGCUCUAUCACCGUUUCCUGUUAACACCCAAAGUGGCCAUGAAGUGCCUGUGCCUGCAGGCUCUGACCAUAGUUUAUGGGAAGUGCUGCGAAGAAAUCGGCCCAUUCACAGACACCAAAUACAUCGUGGGCAUGCUGGACAGGUGUACAGACAAACUAGAGAGAGACAGACUCAUCCUUUUCAUUAACAAACUCAUUCUGAACAAGAAAAAUGUGAGGGACAUAAUGGACUCGAAUGGGGUGCGCAUUCUAGUAGACCUUCUGACACUAGCCCACCUCCACACCAGCAGAGCUACGGUUCCCCUACAGAGUAACGUGUUGGAAGCAGCUCCAGACAUGAAGAGAGAAAGUGAGAAGGAGUGGUACUUUGGAAAUGCUGAUAAGGAAAGAAGAGGACCUUUUAGUUUUGAGGAGAUGCAGGAGUUCUGGAAUACGGGUACACUGACCGCAAAGACAAGAUGCUGGGCACAGGGCAUGGAUGGCUGGCGCCCCCUUCAAGGCAUUCCACAGCUCAAGUGGUGCCUUCUGGCCAGCGGGCAGGCCGUGAUGAACGAGACAGAUUUGGCUACGCUUAUCCUCAAUAUGCUGAUCACCAUGUGCUCUUAUUUCCCCAGCAGGGAUCAGGACAACGCUAUCAUCAGACCUUUACCCAAAGUAAAGAGGUUAAUUAGUGACAACACUUGCUUACCACAAAUAGUUCAGCUGUUGCUGACUUUCGAUCCCAUCCUGGUGGAGAAGGUGGCCAACCUUUUGUACCUGGUAAUGCAGGACAACCCCAACCUGCCACGGCUCUACCUCACAGGCGUUUUCUUCUUCAUCAUGAUGUACACCGGCUCCAAUGUGCUCCCCGUGGCACGAUUUCUCAAGUACACUCACCUAAAGCAGGCCUUCAAAUCAGAAGAGGCUAAAGGUCAGGACAUCGUACAGAGGAGUGUGUUAGGGCCAGCUUUACCAGAGGCGAUGGUUUGUUACCUGGAGAAUUAUGAGGCUGAACGCUUCUCUGAGAUCUUUCUGGGAGAGUUCGACACACCAGAGGCUAUUUGGAGCAGUGAGAUGAGGCGCAUGAUGAUAGAGAAGAUCGCCGCUCACCUGGCGGACUUUUCGCCUCGGCUGCAGAGCAACACCCGAGCUCUUUAUCAGUACUGUCCCAUCCCUGUGAUCAGCUUCCCUCAGCUGGAGAACGAGCUCUUCUGCAACAUUUACUACCUCCGUCACCUCUGUGACUCCACCCGCUUCCCCGACUGGCCCAUACGAGACCCUGUGAAAUUAUUGAAAGACACUCUAGAUGCCUGGAAGAAGGAGGUGGAAAAGAAACCUCCCUCAAUGUCUGUAGAUGAUGCCUAUGAAGUGCUGAACCUUCCCAUCGGACAGGGCCAGCAUGAUGAGAGCAAAAUUAGAAAAGCGUACUUCAGACUGGCUCAGAAAUACCAUCCAGACAAAAACCCUGAUGGAAGGGACAUGUUUGAAAAGGUAAACAAGGCAUACGAGUUUCUGUGCACCAAGUCAGGGCGGAUCACUGACGGACCGGACCCCGAAAACAUCAUCCUCAUCCUCAAGGCUCAGAGCAUCCUCUUCAACCGACAUAAACAAGAACUGGAGCCUUAUAAAUAUGCCGGCUACCCCAUGCUGAUAAAAACGAUCACCAUGGAGACUGACGAUGAGCAGCUCUUCUCCAAAACGUCCCCACUGCUGCCAGCGGCGUCUGACCUGGCCUUUCACACCGUCAACUGCUCAGCGCUUAAUGCAGAGGAGCUCCGGCGAGAAAAUGGAAUCGAGGUUCUGCUGGAGGCUCUGUCCCGCUGCGUGGCUGUUCUGACGGCGUCCAGUAAACUGGAGGACAUGGCAGUGCAGGUGUGCGGGCACGUCUGUAAGUGCUACAGCGUAGCUGCUCAGUUCGAGGAGUGCAGAGAGAAAAUCACUGAGCUCCCGAACAUCAUCCGAGACGUCUGUCACAUACUUUACUAUGGCAAGGUUCUUCCUCGUCUCGCGUCGUUGGCCGUGCAGUGCGUGAGCUCCUUCUCCGUGGACUUCUUCCUCCAGACCCGUGUGUAUCAGGCCGGUGCGCUCUGGCCUCUGCUCCUCAGCCUUUUUAAUUACGACUUCACGCUGGAAGAGAGCGGCGUCCAGUCCAGCCAGGAAACCAACCAGCAGCAUGUGGCCAACAGCCUGGCCAAGCUUAGCCUGAUGGCCCUGGCCAGGCUCGGGGGCUACGGGACUUUGGGAGAGGGCGACGGGGAGGGGGUGAAGCAGAACGGUGGUGGACCUGAAGUUAACAGCCCACCUCCAGAGAACCCCGCUGUCAGGAAAAGCCUGGCAGCUAUGCUCACACCGUAUAUGGCACGCAGACUGGGCACCACGACACCGGCUGAGGUGCUGAAGUUGUUGAAUUGUAACUCUGAGAACCCGUAUCUUAUCUGGAACAAUGGAACCAGGGCUGAGCUUUUAGAGUUCCUGGAGGAGCAGCAAGAAGGCAACAUUAAAAGAGGUGAAUGCGACAAAAAUUUCGGUGCACAGUUUGUAUUCAGCGAACACAGCAAAGAGCUCAUCGUGGGAGAGAUUUUUGUCCGUGUUUACAAUGAGCAGCCUGCCUUUCCUCUGGAGUAUCCAAAGGCUUUUGCGGCAAGUCUUCUGGACUACGUGGGCUCUCAGGCACAGUACCUGAACACACUCCUGGCUAUGACCCAGACUAAUAAAGUGGAGUCGCAGCAGCAUGCUCAGAGACUGAGAUGGGCUGAAAUGGCCCUGGAGGCACUGCGAAAUGUUAUCAAAAACAAUCCAGGCUCGGAAACAGAAUGCAUCGGUCAUUUCAAACUGCUCUUUUCACUGCUCAGAGUCCACGGGGCUGGAAAAGUCCAGCAGCUAGUCUUGGAGGUUGUGAACACGGUGACAUCCAACCAGGAGUGUGUCAGUAACAUUGCUGAGUCUAUGGUGCUGGCCAAUCUGCUGGUGCUGCUACACUCCUUACCCUCAAGCAGGCAACUGGUCCUGGAGACUCUGUAUGCCCUCACAUCCAACACCAAGAUUGUAAAAGAGGCAAUGGCCAAAGGUGCCCUGAUCUACCUGUUGGAUUUAUUCUGUAACUCCACCCACCCUCAGGUGCGAGCUCAGACCGCUGAGCUCUUCUCCAAGAUGACUUCGGACAAGCUGGUCGGUCCCAAGGUACGUCUUUAUCUGAUGCGCUUCCUGCCUGGUGUUUUUAUGGACGCCAUGCGCGACAACGCAGAGGCCGCCGUGCACAUCUUCGAGGGCACACAUGAAAACCCCGAGCUGAUCUGGAAUGACACAUCGCGAGAGGCAGUCUCCACCACCGUCAGAGAAAUGAUGCUCGAACACUUCAAGCAGCAAAAGGACAAUCCAGAUGUGAACUGGAAGCUUCCUGAGGACUUCACGGUAGCAUACGCAGCAGGACAGGGUGAGCUGGAGGUGGGUGGUGUGUUCCUGCGCAUCUUUAUAGCUCAGCCUGGUUGGGUGUUAAGGAAACCCAGAGAGUUCCUCGUCUCCCUGCUCGACACCCUCACCGAGCUACUGGAGAGGAACAACCCCAACGGUGAGGCUUUGGAGACGGUCACCACUGCGGCCGUGUGUUUGUUUAGCACUCAGACUCAGUUGGCUGAUCAGGUUCCUCCUCUCGGUCACCUGCCCAGAAUUUUAGGAGCCCUCAAUCACAAGAACAACGCCGUGCCGAAAAGCUCCAUCCGCCUCAUACACGUCCUGUCAGACAGUGAGUUGUGUGUGCGCUCCAUGGCAGCAUUGGAAACCAUCGGCCCGUUGAUGUGUGGAAUGAAGGCCAGGGCUGAUUUGGCAGCACUAGCAUGCGAGGCCCUCAACCGUAUGUUCCAGCGAGAGCAAACUGAUCUGGUCGCACAGGCUCUGAGAGUAGAACUGGUGCCCUACUUGCUGAAGCUUUUAGAAGGAGUGGGGUUAGAGACCGUGCAGAACGCUGCAGCUACCAAAGCCCAGAUCGUCAACGCUCUCAAAUCCAUGACACGCAGCCUACAGUAUGGAGAACAGGUGAAUGAAAUCCUGUCUCGAUCCACUGUGUGGAGUGCCUUCAAAGAUCAGAAACACGAUCUGUUCAUCAGGGAGUCCCAGACUGCAGGCUACCUGACUGGUCCGGGAAUAGCUGGAUAUCUAACGGCGGGCACGGGAGCUACGGUCCUUCCCAGCGUCCCCCCACCAGUAGACAAUGACAUAGGAGACCUGGGCUGAAAAAAAGAGCACUGAGACCGCAUCACUUCCCCAAGAGCAGCGGCCUUCUCACCUCCAGGACUGAAAAAGGGACACUAGAAAGGUGGAUAACUAGAAAAGACAAACACAGAAAGAGAGGGGUGAAGCAUUCUGAACCCGGUGUACCUCCUUCCAGAUGUGUGCGGCUGCAUCUCAAAAAGUCUGCGGUGUCCCAUCAUAGCACUUGUCUUUAAUGAUUCCUUUGUUUCUGUUCAAAUCUACUUUUCCUGUUUUGUUAGAUUUUGUUUUUCUUUCUUUUGCUUUUUCCCACAGAAAAGAAUUGUUUACUUUUUUAUGAAAGUAUUUUUUGAAGAAGGGAGGAAAGGCCUGUACGUAAAGAUAGCUUUAGAAAUCAUACCCUUACUUCACUUUCAUUCCUGCAUCAUGUCUUCUUUACCUUGUCUUGACUGAACAACCCGGUAGCUUCAUCAGGCAAAUACAGUAAUUCCACAUCUGUCCGUUUCAGUGUUAUUUCAGACGGAAGGAAGGAAUGAAUGCUGAUUCAAAUUAAAGGAAAGAAAAGAUUGAGCUUUGAUCAUCCCCAGCUGCAAUCCAUGUCUUUAAGGCUCGUGUCUUUGUGUCCAGAUCCACGUUUCCUAUCCUCUUGUCGUCUUCCUAUUCCCUUUUCUGCCUUUCUUCACCCAGAAUGCAAAAAAAACCACUCGAUUAUUUAUACCUGAGUACUUAACCGUCUAGUGAUUCUCACCACCUGAAAGAACAAGCUUCUGGAAAAGGACCCAGGAAAAUGCUGACUCCAAUUACAAAUCCAUGUGAGAGAUUAGUGCAAUUGUGAAACUGUCUAUAUAAUAUGCGUAUAUAAACUUUCUAUAUGGAAUGUACAAUUUAAAAAAAUCAGUUGCACUUGUACAUAAAAUUUUAAGAAUAAAAGGGAAUCCACA
Molecule: messenger RNA, 7821 nt
Organism: Trichomycterus rosablanca
Lineage: Eukaryota; Metazoa; Chordata; Actinopteri; Siluriformes; Trichomycteridae
Product: dnaJ homolog subfamily C member 13-like
Exons: 56
Coding region: 116-6904 (2262 amino acids)
Biological process (GO): endosome organization; regulation of early endosome to late endosome transport; receptor-mediated endocytosis
Cellular component (GO): endosome membrane
Source: RefSeq, a predicted model, not a curated record